UUUAGCUGUUGUCUGGUGCUGUUUUGCUAAUUGCGCGAGCUACUACAACAGAGAGGUCUUAUGGGGUUUUUUUUUCGCGAGUUUAAACGUGUUAUUUAACAAAUAAUUUACUAAACCUUAUAUCAUUCGUGGUUAGGUUUGUGUCUGAAUUACUGAUCAACAAAAACCAAAACACGGGACUGUGUCACUUGUUCCCAACAUAAACUUCCUUUCCUCUGUCAGAUGACGACAGGCGGAAACCCUGAACAAUAUUUUCAUCAGAACAUGGCUGAGCUGCCCGGAGAAGGCGAUGCGGCAGGUAAACCCACUGGGUCAGCAAGUACAGCCACUGAUAACGUCCUGGAGGUGGGAACUGACUUGUUGAAAGAAUUCAUAUAUGAGCGGGUGCGUCGUCAUGGUAACCCGGAGGCAUCGGUGACGCGGAAUGAGCUGGGGGGGAAGGAACUGUGUGACCCCAGCCACAAGCGACUGGCACAGUGCCUACAGCAGAUCGGAGAUGAACUGGACAGCAACACGCAACUGCAGAGCAUGAUCAAUGACUCGGCGCUGAAGCCCACCAAGGAUGUGUUUGUGAAGGUGGCCUAUCAGAUCUUCUCAGAUGGGAAGUUCAACUGGGGCAGGGUGGUGGCGCUGUUCUAUUUUGCCUGCCGACUAGUCAUCAAGGCUUUAUUGACCAAGGUGCCUGACAUCAUUCGCACCAUCAUAACCUGGACUAUAGACUACCUUCAAGAUCAUGUGAUCAACUGGAUCCGUGAGCAAGGUGGAUGGGAGGGCAUUCGGUCCUACUUUGGCACGCCCACGUGGCAGACUAUCGGCGUGUUCCUGGCGGGAGUUCUCACCACUGUGCUGGUCAUCCGCAAAAUGUGAAGGGGAGGAGAAAGGAGAGUGAACGAGUGAUAAGAGAGGAGGAGAGAGAGAGAGAGAAUGAAAGACAGGAAAGAAAGGGCGGAGGAAUGGAGAGUUGAAAGAGAAAAAAACUGGCCUGGAGAAAACCCAGUCGAAAUGCUGGGGAUGAUUAGUGGGAAGACAGCGAUCUAAGAUGGCCGACGUGAGCGAGGGGGAUGUAAAGGUCGUGGGUGAGCGAAGGAACGACAGAGUACAACUUUCAUUACAUUUACUUACUCCUGCCUCCUGGCUGUAUGCUGUACACACACACACACACACAUACACUCACAUAACAGAGCCAACGCUGAAGAAAGAGAGAGGGCAAAAGAUGGGAAGAAUGAGAUAAGCGAGAGAUGAAUGAGAGAGUGAGAGAGAGAGGAAGGGUGAGGCGGACAGGCAGGCAGGCAGACAGGCAGGCAGGCAGGGUCAGUAGCGACAAAUGAAAUGGCUUAUUUAUUUAUUUCCAAUCAAAGCAAACAAAUGGUCACUGCAUUCAAACUUGACAAUCUUGGUACAAAGUGAUCUGUCAAAUCUCUCAACCCACCCACUCAAAUGUGAAAUGCAGAGGAAUCAUCAUCAUGGAUCGCUACCACUCGCUAUACGUUUCUCCCCUUUUGCACUGCAACUCCUCAACCAUCUCCCCCCUCUUCUCCCCAUCUCCAUCUCCUGUCACGCUCAGCAGACACCACAAUGGUCUCUCUGAUCUCUCUCCGAGCUCAGAGGUCUUGUUAGAGUGCACUUUAUAGGGCUGUGUUUUGAUGUGUAGAGGCGCAGGUGGAAGCACUGAGUGUUUACAUGUGUGUGUGUGUGUGCACGCUUGCGCGUGUGUGAGUUCACACACAUACACAGGCGUACACACAACUGAUUGUGAGGGGCAGACGGACCUGUGGCGAAUUACCUCUUGACAAUAUAGUGUUGGGUGUACUGUAUUUUUUAAAUCUUGCCUAUUUAUACUCGCCCCAGUCUCAUACUCGGCUUGUUUCUCCUCUCCCUCCACAUCCUUUGUCUGCUGUUGGAAAUCCAGUCUUUUUUUUUUUUUUUUUUAAAGAAAUAAUUCAGUUUCAGUUGUCAGUGCCUUGGUUUUUUUGUUUGUUUUUUUUACAACUAUGAAAUCACUUUAAUACAACUCUCUUUUUCAUCUUUUUCUACACUUUCGUAAAAAUUUCUACAAAAGUACAGGACCCGUUUUGUCACUGUUGCUGAUCUUGUUGCAGUGGCCGAUUGUUUGUUUUCUAUGUUGUUAUAAGAUUAAAAAAAAAAAAACAUGUUUUUACCAA
Sardina pilchardus (European sardine) is the source of this 2162-nucleotide messenger RNA. RefSeq names its product apoptosis regulator BAX-like. Gene Ontology annotation, biological process: positive regulation of apoptotic process; intrinsic apoptotic signaling pathway in response to DNA damage; mitochondrial fusion. Lineage: Eukaryota; Metazoa; Chordata; Actinopteri; Clupeiformes; Clupeidae. The record is from RefSeq and is a predicted model, not a curated record. The coding region runs from base 223 to 867 and encodes 214 amino acids. Gene Ontology annotation, molecular function: protein homodimerization activity; protein heterodimerization activity; channel activity. Gene Ontology annotation, cellular component: mitochondrial outer membrane. The transcript has 6 exons.